UACUGCAGUCCUGGAGGAUGCCAGUCCUUGGCACAGCAAGACAGCAAAGAGCCUCAGCAGCAUUUUCUCUCGGUCUUUUCUCUAUAGUUUUCUCUAUUACAGCAUUCAGUAGCAGUUACUGGUGUGAAGGGACAAGAAAAGUUGCCAAACCUUUCUGUACAGAACAGAACAAAGGGGAUCACUGCAUCUGCUUUAAUAGCCCUGACGCCAACAACAGUAAUGCUGUGCAAUAUAUCUGGGAGACAGGAGAUGACAAGUUCAUUGACCGAAAGUUUCAUGCUGGGAUCUGGUAUUCCUGUGAAGAGAUUAUAAAUGGGGAAGGUGAGAAAUGUAGAAGCUUUGUCAGUCUAGCUCCAGCUGCUGAUCGAGGGGUUUUAUGGCUGUCUAUUGUAGCAGAGCUACUGUAUAACAUUUUGCUUCUGACUGGAGUUGUUCUUAUGUCAGUAGAAAUGUGCUGCUACCGUAGUGUCAUUGGUGGGCUAAAGAUCAACGCCUUUUCUGCAGUAGUCACCGUACUUGCAGGUCUUCUGGGCAUGGUUGCUCACAUGAUGUACACAACUGUAUUUCAAAUGACUGUAAAUCUUGGUCCUGAAGACUGGAGACCUCACACAUGGGAUUAUGGCUGGUCCUUUUGCCUCGCAUGGGCUUCCUUCGCUUGCUGUAUGGCUGCAGCUGUCACCACUAUUAAUAAAUAUACAAAAACUAUUUUGGAAUUCAAGCACAAAAGAAAAACACUGGAAAGGAGCUUAAAGAUUAAAUACAAGUUUCCAGAACACGCAGCUCCAGAGAAAGCUUGCAAUGUGCAUGUGAACUCUUUUCACAACACUACAGAGGACCCUGCACACCCAGUAAAAGACUUGCAUCAACUGGCCACUAUUUCAGUUCUGUAAAUUUGAACCAUAUCUCAAGGCAUCCUGUGAAUCAUAAUAUUAGAUGAGAAUGAAAUAGUAUUAACUAAUAAAAUGUACAUUUGUGUUGCAUUAGAUUUUUUUAAUAAUAAUAAUAAAAAGAUAUUUCCAUGGAUGUUUCAAGGAAGUCUUAGAGUGGGAAAAGCAGAUCCAGGUGUUGUAGUUCAGACAAAAAACAAUGAUACAAGUUCUCCACUGCUCUGAUUUUUAAGCAGUCUAAAUGUUAAUAUAAGGUAUGUGAGUUUGCUAGUAUUUCAGAGCACUAUGGAUUUCUCCUAUUUUUUUUUUUAUUGACACAAAACAACAACAACAAAACCCACAACCCAAAACCAACCAAACAACAAUCAAAAAACCCACAACACCCAAAACUCCACCAACAGCAGGGCAGCAAAUAAAGCAGCUCACAUGUUGUGCAUGGCUGCCUGGCUUGUAAAAGUUUGUUAUUAAAAGUAUAAUCUUUCCAGGAAAA
Messenger RNA from Oxyura jamaicensis (ruddy duck), 1377 nucleotides. RefSeq names its product germ cell-specific gene 1-like protein. NCBI's taxonomy places the organism in Eukaryota, Metazoa, Chordata, Aves, Anseriformes, Anatidae. The record is from RefSeq and is a predicted model, not a curated record. The coding region runs from base 18 to 890 and encodes 290 amino acids. The transcript has 5 exons. Gene Ontology annotation, cellular component: plasma membrane.